Messenger RNA from Cicer arietinum (chickpea), 1428 nucleotides. RefSeq names its product E3 ubiquitin-protein ligase DIS1. Gene Ontology annotation, cellular component: cytoplasm. The record is from RefSeq and is a predicted model, not a curated record. Gene Ontology annotation, molecular function: ubiquitin protein ligase activity; zinc ion binding; protein binding. Gene Ontology annotation, biological process: ubiquitin-dependent protein catabolic process; multicellular organism development. Lineage: Eukaryota; Viridiplantae; Streptophyta; Magnoliopsida; Fabales; Fabaceae.
UUACUCAUUCUAGUUUGAAUUCUUCUUUCACACUCGCAGACGCGCACUCUGUGGUCGUCAUCGUAUCUUCUUUCUUAUUUAUUGUUAUUGUUAUUGUUACAGUAAUCAUCAUCAUAUCUCGCAUAGUACUACCACAUUACACGCUCUCACCCACCCAAAAUUCUCAUCAUUCAUCAUCCUUCACCAAACCCUUUCCCUCUCCUCUUCAUUCUCUUUUGAUCAAAACCAUCAUUACAUUACAGUUACAGGGGCUUUUGGUGGUUGGAUGUAAAACUAUGGCGUCUAGUAAUCCAUUCUUUGAUGAUAUACGAAGCAGAUCUGGGGUUGAUCCUCCUCAAACUGAAGAGUCAACAGAAAUUCCUGAACUCAUAAAUGAUCCUGUACAGACUGUUGUUAAACCUAAUGGGACUGUUUCGAGCAGUGUUCGUGAGCUUUUAGAGUGCCCUGUGUGCUUGAAUGCUAUGUACCCUCCAAUUCACCAGUGCUCGAACGGUCACACUUUAUGCUCUGGUUGCAAGCCAAGAGUCCAUGACCGGUGCCCUACUUGUCGGCACGAGCUUGGCAAUAUUCGGUGUCUAGCAUUAGAGAAGGUGGCUGCAUCUUUAGAACUUCCCUGCAAAUAUCAAGGUUUUGGGUGCAUAGGCAUAUACCCGUAUUACAGCAAGCUAAAACACGAGUCUCAAUGUGCAUUCCGACCUUAUAACUGUCCGUAUGCUGGUUCAGAAUGUGCAGUCGUCGGUGAUAUACCUUACCUGGUGGCACACCUGAAAGAUGAUCACAAAGUGGACAUGCAUAGUGGUUGCACUUUUAAUCAUCGCUACGUAAAAUCAAAUCCGCAAGAAGUUGAAAAUGCCACGUGGAUGUUAACGGUUUUUAGUUGCUUUGGUCAGUAUUUUUGUCUACAUUUUGAAGCUUUUCAACUGGGAAUGGCUCCUGUCUACAUAGCAUUUUUGCGGUUUAUGGGUGACGAUAAUGAGGCAAAGAACUAUACCUACAGUCUCGAGAUAGGUGGAAAUGGAAGGAAAAUGACAUGGCAAGGGGUGCCUAGAACCAUUAGGGAUAGUCAUCGCAAAGUCCGCGACAGUUUUGAUGGUCUCAUCAUUCAGAGGAACAUGGCUCUCUUCUUUUCCGGCGGUGAUAAGAAGGAAUUGAAACUACGAGUUACCGGGAGGAUUUGGAAAGAACAAUGAUUGUUAACUUCUUUGCUUCAUCUAGCUAUUAUAUUAAACAGAAUAGGUUAGUGCACUUAAUUAUUUCUUGUAGUGGUAUGAAUCUUCAUGUAUUGCAUUUUGUAAUUUAGGAGGCAACAUCUCUUUGCUUACCUUAAAUUAAAUACAUGGACAUGAAGGUGUAAUUUAAUGCUAUGAUUUUUUUUAAUACAGAUGUAGAACCUUAGUGUGUGCCUAAUAUUAUACUUUCUUUUGAAUC